Molecule: messenger RNA, 558 nt
Organism: Prunus dulcis (almond)
Lineage: Eukaryota; Viridiplantae; Streptophyta; Magnoliopsida; Rosales; Rosaceae
Product: 50S ribosomal protein L7/L12
Exons: 3
Coding region: 1-558 (185 amino acids)
Biological process (GO): translation
Cellular component (GO): ribosome
Molecular function (GO): structural constituent of ribosome
Source: RefSeq, a predicted model, not a curated record
AUGGCGUGCUCUGUACAACGCUUCUCCAGCCAUGCUCGGUUUUCUCGAGUAAGCUUACCUGCCAGAACUGCAACUCAACAAGGACCAGGGUCCCUAUCAAGAUUUGCCACCUUCACUCUUUCUCGUGCCCUUAGCACCGCAACUUCAGCAAAUGAGACUCGGACCCAGAAGCUCGAGCGCAUUGCAGACGAGCUUCUCGACCUUACAAAGAUCGAGAGGCACGACUACUCCAUCCUCUUCAGGCUGAAAAUGGGCCUCAAUCGUUACGGCCCGGCAGUCCCGGGGAUUGGCUCGGCAUCUUCAGAAUCUGGGCCUGCCUCCGCAGACUCCAAGGUCGUUGAGAAGACUGCAUUUGAUAUAAAGAUUGAGAAGUUCGACGCAGCGGCAAAGAUCAAAAUCAUAAAGGAGGUUAGGACUUUCACUGACCUGGGACUGAAGGAGGCUAAAGAAUUGGUGGAGAAGGCCCCUGUUGUGGUGAAGAAAGGCGUGACCAAAGAGGAGGCGGGGCCCAUUGUUGACAAGCUUAAGGAAUUGAGUGCUACUGUGGUAUUGGAAUGA